Messenger RNA from Malassezia globosa CBS 7966, 2241 nucleotides. RefSeq lists its product as uncharacterized. Gene Ontology annotation, molecular function: protein binding; phospholipid binding. NCBI's taxonomy places the organism in Eukaryota, Fungi, Basidiomycota, Malasseziomycetes, Malasseziales, Malasseziaceae. The record is from RefSeq and is a predicted model, not a curated record. The coding region runs from base 1 to 2241 and encodes 746 amino acids. Gene Ontology annotation, biological process: cytoskeleton organization. Gene Ontology annotation, cellular component: cytoplasmic side of plasma membrane; cytoplasm; cell division site. The transcript has 4 exons.
AUGUCAGUGAGUGCGCCGUACAAUGCCGCGGCGGCUGAUAACAUUGAUGCGUAUGCUUUCUGCAACUCGUUCUGGGGCGAGAAUGACGCUGGAUACCAUGUGAUGCAAAGUUUUAUCAAAAAUACGACUCGGACUAUGGAAGAUCUGCGGACAUUUUACCAGGAGCGGGCUGAGAUCGAGCGAGACUAUGCGAAACGAUUGUCAAAAUUAGCGAAAACAUCGCUAGGAAAGUAUGAGACAGGUCCCAUGCGCCAUGCACUCAACACUGUGCGCAUCGAAACAGAAGCACAGUCAAAAUCACAUUCGCAGCUGGAGAAUUCGAUCCGGAAAGAAGUUGAGGGUCCGCUUAUUGACUUUAUGCGGCGGGUCGACAGUCUUCGGCGCGAUGCCCAAACAUCCGUGACGAAGCUCUACAAGCACAAGCAAUCACAAACACAGUACAUGAAUCGAGCACGCGAAAAGUACGAAACCAACUGUACGAAGAUCAACGCAUACACGGCGCAAAGCAAUAUGGUUCAAGGACGUGACCUCGACAAAGUCAUGGCGAAACUCGAGCGUGUCCAAUCUAACAUAGACAACGACGACCGCGACUAUGAGAGCUUUGUGCGUGCGCUGCAGGAAACGACACAGAAAUGGAAUUCCGAGUACAAGAGCUUUUUGGACAUUUGCCAGGACGUGGAAGAAGAACGCCAGGACUUUCUCAAGACGAAUGUCUGGGGUCUUGCAAAUGCCAUAUCUAGUAUCUGUGUGACGGACGAUGAGGCGUGUGAACGUGUCAGAGUUUCUCUCGAGGGCUGUGAAGCGGCGCGUGAUGUACGCGAGUUUGUGAGGGAGUUUGCCACGGGCUCCCUGAUCCCAGCGGCGCCUGACUAUGUCAACUACGCGCAAAAUAUUGCACCGCCCUCGUCUGGCACUGGCUCUGCCCACUUUUCUCGCCUCUCUACACGUGUUGGAGAAGGUAUGAAUCCGCCCAGUGCGUCUUUGCUUGCCACGCAGACGCCGGCGACUGCCCAGCUCAGCACACCUGCCUCCGCACGACCUAUGACACCGUCACUGAUGACGCCUGUACCACCCGGUGGUGGAUUGCGUCCCAUAUCACCAUCAGUCAUGGGCCCCGGCACGCCUCAGACACCCGCCUCUAUGGCGCUUCAUUCAAUGCAGGGCCCGAAUGCGCCAAACUACCUCGCUGCAAUGAGUCGUACACCACCUCCCCAAACCAUUUCCCCCGCUGCCCGCACACCGCCGCCCUCGACCUCGAAUCGGAAUAGCAUGUUUGCUCCGGGAGCCACACCCUUGGCUCAGUCACAAACACCUCACCUGCAGUCGCCCAUGAGUCCCGGAUCAGCACCGCCAUCCGCAUCGAUCCCUGCAGCGGCAUCCGGUCCUGCUCCUGGACCUGCAUCGUCACAGCCAGCAUCGCGACCGGUGUCGUCGCACAUUAGCGCAACACCUGCGUCUGAUGAGGAUGAUCCCAUCGCAAAGGCGCUGGCGAACUUACGCAUGCGCCAGAGCCGCAAAAGCCCCGCAUCAGGCAGUCGUCCAACGAGUACGAUUAGCUCACAAUCGAAUGUAAACGUGCCGCCACCACCAAAUGAACCAUCUCAUCCUGGCCAACCGGUGUCGACAGACCCUCGCUGGCAACGCGCAGUAUCGCCAGAUCCUCGGAAUGCACGUUCAACAUCGCCGGCUGCCGCGUUCAUGCAUCCACCGAAUCGUGGCACGUCACCUUUACCUUUCGAGCAGAUUCACAGUCACUACGGUCAGGCCUUCCCCACGGAACGUCGAGCAGGUACGGCCUCGCCGACCCAUCCGGCCUUGCAAGCGCAAUCAGGGCGGUCAACAACGCCUCUGGGUAUUGCGCUGGAUGCGCAUGGUCAAGUGGCACAAGACACAAUGGCUGGUCGGUAUGGCGCAGGCCCUGGUCCCGCACAGAUGGGCCCCGGAGGAGUCGCAGCAGGAGCGCCGCCACCGCCCUCCAACGAGCCGACGGGAGCGUCGCGGCUUGCUCGUCCACCUACUGGACAGUAUAGCGAGAGUGGCGAGCCGAUUCUGUUCUAUGUCAAGGCAUUGUACGAUUACCAAGCAUCGUUGCCAGAGGAAUUUAGCUUUACCGCUGGCGACAUCAUCGCUGUCACACACACUGAGCCUGACGGGUGGUGGCAAGGUGAAUUACUGGAUGAAACACGUCGCAUGCCAGGCGCAAAUACCUUCCCAAGCAACUUUGUAGUGCUUCUUAUGUAG